This is a messenger RNA of Homalodisca vitripennis (glassy-winged sharpshooter), 6301 nucleotides long. RefSeq lists its product as uncharacterized. The transcript has 12 exons. Gene Ontology annotation, biological process: protein dephosphorylation. Gene Ontology annotation, molecular function: protein phosphatase regulator activity. Gene Ontology annotation, cellular component: protein phosphatase type 2A complex; cytoplasm. The coding region runs from base 157 to 2202 and encodes 681 amino acids. The record is from RefSeq and is a predicted model, not a curated record. Lineage: Eukaryota; Metazoa; Arthropoda; Insecta; Hemiptera; Cicadellidae.
CGAGUGUAUUUUCAGUCUGAGAUAUGUUACCUAGGCCUUUAUAUUGCGCAAGUGUUAGGUUAUGUAUUCGAACUGUUGUAAUGAGUGUAUGUAAAACAAAAAUAAUCGUCAAAUUAUUACAGUAGAAUUUAUUUUAAACUAAAAUUUGUAUUCAAUAUGUCUGAACAGAUAUUGAAUAUACUCUGUAGCUCUAAGAAGAUUGAAAGAGAUGGAGGUGUUGUUCACUUACAUAAAAUGUUAUCAUCUAAUGAUCCAGAAGAAAGAAUUUGUUUGGAAACAAGAAUUAUUCAAAUGCUGACAGAUUCAGAUGAUACGCCUUGGGAAACUAAACAAGGUUGUCUGUUGGGAUCUAAAGAAAUAAUUCAAAGAGUUGACUUGAAUAAUGAGAGGGAAUCAGAAUUUAUCAGCAAGAUAACAGAUAUAUCAAGGAAACUUUUGACUGAUAUUGAAGUUAGAGUGAGAUUGGAAUCUGGUGAAGUGUUUGGCGCUCUAUGCCAGAAGAUAGGACCGACUGUGUACGAAGAAGAAAAAGAUUUUGUUUUAAAUUUAAUCCUCGUCAACUUGGAAAGGCAAGUUUGUGUUGAUGAUUCAUCACGAAUUGAACAAAUUGAAUCAGAAAAGCUGUUUGAAAAACUAGUAGGAAACGGGCAAAGAAGAAACAGUGCAGAUGCAGCUCAGAUAUUCCAUGACACAGCGGGAUGGAAGAAUCUAGAAACAAGCUUGAAAUGUCUGCAAGCCAUGGUGUUGGGUUGUGGCACAAGUUUUCAGCCCUAUGUGAAUCAGGAACUCCUCAACUUGUUGUUCCGCACAACUAUGCACACCAACCGUUUUGUGCGGGAGACAGGCUUCUACGUGUUUUCUGCAUUAGUCAAGUGUGGAAACACAGAAAAAGGUAAAGAACUUGACACAAUGUGUGAUACAAACCCAAUUUUCGUGUUUGGACAUGAGUUCAGCCAACACUUAGCUCUGGGUCUGGCUGAUAAUUGGAGUCAGGUUCGGCUUGCUGCGUCAGAUGCAACACGUCAUUUCCUGUUGGCUCUCCCCUCCUCGCAAGCCAGAGAAACGUUUUAUCCACAACUGUUACCACAAAUGUGUCUAAACAGGUAUUAUAUUGCAGAGGGGGUGCGAAUUUACUCACAGGAAACUUGGCGACAGGUGAUGGGCAGCCACGGACGUAGCAUGGUGCAGCGUUAUAUUGCUCCCACGGUCACGUACUAUACUACAGCUACGCAGUCGGAUAACCACGCUGUGCGUGAAGCAGCGUGUGCAUGUAUAGCGGAGCUCGCAUCUAAGAUAGACCAAUCUGCAGUCAGGCCCUUCGUUCAAGUACUAUUGGAUACAUUGCUUACUUGCUUCCAAGAUGAUAGCUGGCCUGUGCGUGAUGCCGCGUGCUUGGCCUGUGGUCACUUUAUCCUGUGCUUCAGUGAGGAGUCUACUCACUCCAUGGAGGCUCUGUACCCUCUGUUCUUCGCCAACUUAGGAGAUCCCAUCUCUUCUGUGAGGCAAGGGGCUGCGGCAUCCCUUGGCAAUGUUGUGCGAGCUUAUGGCCAUCCUGCUCUACAGAUUGUCCUUGAGCAGGCAAAAACAUACCUGGGAGCUGUAAAAGACCAACUGGCUGAGACGGACAAGUACACUCAGGACAGUUGUGAGGGCCAAGCCAGAUUUGGUGUCAUCAAGCGACAACGUGACAAUGACAUGGAGCUUCACACUGACCAGCAGAUGUAUUCCUGUGGCUCUCUAGCUCCGAAAAUGGGGAGAGGUGGAGGUUGUUCUAACCACAAGUUCAACAGGCCGUCCCAGCCUUGGGAGAAAGCUGAUGGUUGUGUGUACCUGCUUGGAGAGCUGAGCUCUAUCCCUGAGGCCAGCAAGGAGGUAUUAAAGCUACUGCCGCUGCUCGCCAAUGCCUGCCAGUAUCAACACUACCCGCAGCAUGUUGUAUUGCUAGAGACCGUCUGCAAACAGCUGCCGUCGCUCGCCAAACAUCUCGGUGUUCGUGCGUUCAAGGCGUACCUGGAUCUCUUCCUCGACCCUGUCUUUAGGAGUAUUGAGAGUGAGAAUGCUCUGACGUCUAGUGCAGCUAGUCAGUGUCUCAAUCAGCUGAGCAGUCUGAUUGGUCCAAAUAUAUUGCGGGCUCGAGUCAACAGCUAUAAUCCCAGGUACUUGGACAGGUUGGAUGCCAACAUUUUCAUUGCACCCUUCUAAAUGACACCAAGAAAAUCUCUAUCUGUAACUUCAUCAAAGUCAUAUUACAGGUUAAAUGACGAAAUUCUAAAUGAAUCUUGCUAUAUAUGCAGUGUCAACUGUCGUUUACUUACAAUUCUAUGUUCAUUGGUGCAAGACUCACCAUAUUUGCUCCUUCUAUAGUUCCUCUGCCUUAGCCAAACCAGUAAUGAUAUAGUAAAUAAUCAACAUGUAUUAUUGUACACAUAUCUUUGUGUCUUUGCAAGACACCAAAUUUAGACAUCAACAGUAAAUACUAAAUCUUCAAAUGCUUAUUUAUUGAUAUAAAUAAAUUGUGAUGUUACUGUGUUAUAGAAUUAAUUAUAUUAUGGGUUUCUCAAUGACUAUCAUUGAUUUACAAAUUUACUAUUAGUUUUUAUGUGAACAGUACACAAUUUAUUAUUUUUUUUUUUUUUAAUGAAGACAUAUAGUUAAACUUAAAAUUAGAUAUAAAGAAAUACCUGAAGACUUUUGUAGUUUAAAUCAUUAUAGGUAGAUAGUUGCAUAGUUUCAGAUACGUAAGAGUUUAAGAUCAAUUUGUAGGAAAUAAUCACAAAUAAAUUAAUUAUAUUAAUUCGUAAUAUUAUUAAUGUUUGGUAUUUGUGUUAUUUUAUUUUGGGGUUUUUACUUAUCUUCAAUUAAAAUUCUUGAUUGUGUCCUUAAUUAAUAGAAAUAUUCUUUUCAAAAGUUUUUCUAGUGUAGAACACUAUUUUUGAUUGAUUGAGGUUAUAACAAAACCACAUUUUGACAGCCUAUUGAAACACCACCUUAAAAACGUUUUAGAGUGAUAUAUCAACACUAUUUUUGCCUUCAUCUUAACUAGUUAAGAAUUGCAUUACUCUUCAUGUAAAGUGAAACUGACUGUAUGCUCCUGAGCAUAGAACACGUGUACCUCUAUGCUAAUGCUAGUCUUAUAAAAAAUGUUGUAAGUGUAUAACUUUGAAUAUCUUGGAAUGUUAAUUAAUGGUUCUCUGUUUGAAGUGUUGGUGUUGUCAGAUUUUAUACAGUUUUUAAUGUUAUACUUUUAUUAAUCUUUUCAGUAUUCCCUCCCGUUUUAAUACAAUUAAUUAUAUUAAAUUUAUAAUCUGAACCAUAUGUCUAAAUGGUUUUUAGUAAUUUGGGUUUAUAUAAAAUAAAAGUUUGUGAAUUCAUAUAAAAUUAGAUAAAAACAUACUUGGAAUGAAAACAAAUUUAUGUUUUGAAUGUAAUAAUUCAUUUAUAUGACUAUUUUAAUAUUUGUUUAAAGUUUUUUUGGUAAUUCCUGUCUUUAAAGUACAUGUUUACCUAGAGUUAUUAAAACUAAUUUGUAUAUGGACUUUAUCACUAUAUACCUGAAUUGUAUUAAUUUUUAAAAAAGGAAUCACAAUUUUAUUUUGGUCAGAUAUAAUUAAAAUGUUAUGAAAUGUUUAGUUUAAUUUUAAAUUAUUUUAAUGUAAUCAGUUUUCUUAAUAGAAAAAAAAAACAGGACCAAACACAAUAAAUCUUGGAUUUUAUUAAAUUUAUAAAUUAAAAUAGGUUAAAAAGAGGUCCAAAUAAUCUUUUUCCCUAGCAAUCUAAAUUCAGUAUCAAUAGUGAAUAAUAAAGAUAUCAACAACACAUGAAAUAGGUAAAUUUUUAACAACAAAGCCCUUUCAGUGAAACAUUUAAACAUUUUAGUUUAAAAAGAGGUACAGAAAAAUUGUUAUAAAAUGUUGUAAUAUAAUUACUUAAUCUUGAUCUUCCAUUCACGAUCUCCUGCCACUUGUUUGUCCCCACUUGCUCAAAUUGUUUAUAUGUAUUAAAUGUAAACAAGACCACGAUCAUCAACUGCUUAUUCUAUUAGUGAAGAGUCUCCUUGUGUCUGGUCUCAGAUGAGUGCUAUAAGACAGUUUGGUCGUCUGACCUUGUUCUAGUGUUCUUAUUUAUUGAAGGUAGAUCUGUACUAAAUUUUAAAUCACAAUACAUGGUUUUAUGUACAUAUUUGUUAACAUUAACGGUUACGAGAAGUCCAUGAGUAUUGAGAAAAAUAUACAUUAUCAAUAAAUAUCCAGUUAUUAAAGUUUGACCUAUAUCAAUUUUAUUAAAAUUGCUAAAAAUUUGUAUAUUGCUGGCAAUUCCAAGUGUGGUUCUGGUGUAUGAACACCCUAACUCUGUGCUGUGGAGGUCAUGUUGUUACACAUCCUAGAAAAAAAACUAAUGAUUAUCCUAGAUUAUUGAUGAAUGAUGCAGUUAUAACUUCUUAAGAACUCAGUAAUCUGCAUCCCUUGAUUGUGUACAGAGAGAAUACAAUAUUAUUCUCAGCAGUUAAUAAUUUUAACAGAACCAACAAUACUCUGGAUGAUCCUUUCACAAUACAUUUUGAAAAAUAUAAAAGCUUUUUAGAAAAUAUGGUCUAUUUCACUAUAAAUACUCUCAAUACAUAAAGAUGUUUUCAGUCAUGGAAAACUUAAAGUUGCAACAGCCAAUUACUAUUCUACUUAGUUUUUUGAAGGAAGGAAUGAGUUUUCCAUUCUCCAAAUUGGUACUAGCUAUACUUUAUAAAGUGUCCCUUAGCUUGUCACCAUCUUUGAGAUUUAGUAACUAUUAAAUUUUAAUCCAAAAAAACUGGUGAAAAUCACUCAGUGCUACGUUAGGCGUGUCCAAAGAAAGGUCUUAUUUGGAACUCACUACAUUCUAGACUGAAUAUAUUCAAUGGUUUCAAGUAAAAAAAAACAGGUGAACUUUGCCAAAUCAGUGUAUAAUUCCAUGGAUUGGAAUGUUGAGUUUAGCUCCUUUUCACCUUCCGCUUAGUGCAGCGUCUGAAAUCUGGUGUUGUCACAGACUUUACUCCUGGAAUCUUGAGUUAUGUCCAUUUAAAGAGAUCUAAAAGAAGUUGGAGACAAAGAUACUCAAAAUGAACUCUUUGCAUUGUUUCAACAUCAGAGACAUCUAGACUAUAAAAGAGAUCUGUCUGGUUUAGCUAACAGUCAUCCAGUGUAAUCUAUAUGAAGAGCUGUUAUUCUUGCCUCAUCAUGUGCACAAUUGCAUCUUUUAAACACAUGUAUGUUUAUUUAUUUACACUUUUCAUAGCCUUUCAAUUCAGUAGUUUUUUUGUGCUAUUAUCACUUUUGGUAUCACUGCUAUUGUCAUUAGUACUAUUAGACAUUUCAAGAUUUUAAAUUAUUGUGCUUUUUAUUUGAUUUAACUUUGUUCACUACCAUUUUCUGGCAUAAAUUUUCAAUAAACACCUUAAAGUCAUUUGAAUUUUCAAAGGCAUUUUUAUGGUUUCAAGAAGUAAUUUUGACUAUUGUUUACAAACCGACAGAUGAUAUCUGUUUUGUUAAGGUGUUUUAGAAGCAAUAGCAGAGGUUCUGCAGCAACAAAUAGAAAUAAAAACGUUGAAUAGACAUAAAAACAACAAAAUAUACAGGCAUAGUGAGUACAAUCUAGUGAAAAACAUUUAACUACAUUGUGGUUGUGUUUCCACACGUUUCAUCUUUAGUUAUUGUGAGUUGUAUAUGUGAGUUGUAGAGCAUACUGCACCCGUUUUUAAUCUUAUUAAUUUGUCUGAAUUAAAAAAAACCCUUGUUUACGUGUGGCAACAUACUAAUAUAGGGUAACACUUGGUAACAAAGAAUACAAUUUUCAUACAACACUAUUGUUCAUAAUAUUUUUUCCAUAUAUUGUAGGAAGUAGAAAAGACUGUGUAUUUUCACAUUAAAACUGAUUAAAACUUGUAACUCAUAAUGGGAGUUUUUAUGAAUGUAGAUGUUUUAUUUAUAAAUGCAGAGCAAAAAAAUUAGUUUAGUAGCCUUCCUACGGCACUGUCAGAUUCAUACUGAGCGAGGUGACCUGUUACACAGAAAUCACAAUCCUUCACACACCACACAAUAUCAUAACUUUUAAAAUCCUUUUUGCUCUUAUAUUUGAUAGAAAAGAGGAGUAAUUUAAUAUGUGAUUUCUUCUUCUGUAUUAUUCUUUGAAUACAAAUUGUUUUCCAAUAUCAAUAAUUGCUCAUUAUCUGGUUGUAGAGUCAUAUUUUUCAAUAUUGUACUAUUGAUGUAAUUUUGUCAUCUAAGUGUAACUAUUUGUAAAUAAAAUACUCAUUUUGUUACAUACUUCA